Messenger RNA from Oncorhynchus kisutch (coho salmon), 3568 nucleotides. Its product is annotated as dihydropyrimidinase-related protein 3. Gene Ontology annotation, molecular function: hydrolase activity, acting on carbon-nitrogen (but not peptide) bonds, in cyclic amides. The transcript has 14 exons. Gene Ontology annotation, biological process: actin crosslink formation. NCBI's taxonomy places the organism in Eukaryota, Metazoa, Chordata, Actinopteri, Salmoniformes, Salmonidae. The record is from RefSeq and is a predicted model, not a curated record. Bases 205 to 1926 code for a protein of 573 amino acids. Gene Ontology annotation, cellular component: cytoplasm; cytosol.
AGGCUACCAAUGAGACUAUUGAGGGAGGAGUCCGUCGGUGGAUCAGAGUAGACGCUCUAGCUCACUUCGAAGCACUUUACAUUGCACAGAGGGAGGCGACCAUUCCCUAAUUUUCCCAUCCAGCCAGUAGCCGCAGAAACACCCAGAGGGGAAUAUUUCAAAGCUUUGUUCAGAGGUGGAAUCAGUUUUCGACCAGUCGCAAUUAUGUCUGGGCAUUCUUAUCAAGGCAAAAAGAAUAUUCCAAAGAUCACAAGCGACAGGCUUCUGGUCAAAGGCGGGAGGAUCGUUAAUGAUGACCAGUCCUUUUAUGCCGACAUUUACAUGGAAGAUGGCGUCAUUAAGCAGAUUGGAGACAACCUGAUUGUCCCAGGUGGGAUCAAGACCAUUGAGGCCAAUGGCAAGAUGGUGAUCCCCGGUGGCAUUGACAACCACACCCACUUCCAGAUGCCCUACCGGGGGACCACCACCGUGGACGACUUCUCCCAGGGCACCAAGGCUGCCCUGGCUGGGGGAACCACCAUGAUCGUGGAUCAUGUGAUCCCGGAGCCAGGCAGCAGUCUGAUCGAGGCCUUUGAGCAGUGGAGGAGCUGGGCCGAUGAGAAGACCUGCUGUGACUACUCCCUCCAUGUGGACAUCACCCACUGGAGUGACAGUGUUAAGCAGGAGGUGGACACACUGCUCAAGGAAAAAGGUGUGAAUUCCUUCCAGGUCUACAUGGCCUAUAAGGACUUCUACCAGAUGAGCAACAGUGAGCUGUAUGAGAUCUUUACCUUCCUGGGAGAGAUGGGUGGCAUUGUGCAGGUCCAUGCUGAGAAUGGAGAGAUCAUCGCCGAGGAGCAGGCACGCAUGCUGGAGAUGGGCAUCACUGGACCAGAGGGACACGUGCUGAGCAGGCCAGAGGAGCUGGAGGCAGAGGCUGUGUUCCGCGCCAUCACCAUUGCCAGCCAGACCAACUGUCCCCUGUAUGUGACCAGGGUCAUGAGCAAGAGUGCUGCCGACAUCAUCUCACAGGCCAGGAAAAAAGGUAACGUUGUGUUCGGCGAGCCAAUCACGGCCAGCCUUGGGACUGACGGGACACACUAUUGGAGCAAGAACUGGGCCAAGGCUGCCUCCUUUGUGACAUCACCCCCCCUCAGCCCGGACCCCACCACCCCAGACUACCUGAACACAUUACUGGCCAGUGGUGACCUGAAUGUGACUGGCAGUGCCCACUGCACCUUCAGCGUGGCCCAGAAGGCCAUAGGGAAGGAUGACUUCACUCAGAUCCCUGAGGGUGUGAACGGAGUGGAGGAGAGGAUGUCCCUCAUCUGGGAGAAGGCUGUGACCACUGGCAAGAUGGACGAGAACAUGUUCGUUGCUGUGACGAGCACCAACGCCGCCAAGAUCCUAAACCUGUACCCCCGUAAGGGACGGAUAGCUGUGGGCUCCGAUGCUGACCUGGUCAUUUGGGACUCAGAUGCUGUCCGCACCAUCACCGCCAAGACGCACAACUCGGCUGCUGAGUACAAUGUGUUUGAGGGCAUGGAGCUCCGUGGUGCCCCCUCGGUGGUGAUCUGCCAGGGGAAGCUGGUGCUGGAGGAUGGGAACCUGCACGCCACCUCCGGGGUCGGCCGCUUCAUCCCCUGCACCCCCUUCCCGGACUUUGCUUACAAGCGCGUCAAGGCCAGGAAGCAGUUGGCAGUCCUGCGGGCAGUGCCCAGGGGCAUGUAUGACGGUCCUGUGUCUGAAUUCUCGCCCAUGUCUCGUGGCGGUACCCCCUCAGCGUCUGCCCGUACCUCCCCCACCAAGCAGCCUGUGAGGAACCUGCACCACUCCGGCUUUAGUUUAGCAGGUCCCCCCACCACAGAGGAUGUCCCCAUCCGGCCAGCCGGACGCCGCAUCGUAGUUCCCCCUGGUGGUCGCUCCAACAUCACAUCCCUCAGCUAAGAGGUUUAACCAGGAGAGAUACCAGUCAGAAGAUGACAACAGCCAUUGGGAGACGACGGAGACAUGAUUAGUUAAAACAAGUUAAGUUGAGUAAAACACUGAAUCCUCAUGCCUUACCAGCCACAAUGCUACCUGCUUAAGCUUCUAAAAGCUCAGUACUACUCCUCCUAGGCAAUUGCAGGUCAGUCACUAGAACAAAAUAUGAAUUUAAAGUACAUUUGUUUACCAAAAGAUUGGGUUUAUAUGCUCUGGAAUAACAGGAGUAUGUUCAUAACCAGAAUAUAGGUGAUCAAUUUGUAUUACUGUCCCUCAUUGUCUACGUUAGUAAUUGUGUCAACUGUGUAUUGACAUUUUAGGCAAUACUCUGAAUCCAUAAUAUAGUUAAAUAAACCUCAUGAUACCAAUUUCCACAGUGUUCUGAUGCUUGUUACCUAGGAAAAGUAAUAUGGCCUUUUUCUUCCAACACGUUUGUCUUUCACCCUUUCUGAGUACUAGUCUGCUGAUUUAGUUCCCUAGCAAUGUAAUGAUAACAUGCAGUAACGUCCAUAACUGAUAGGUGGCAUUGUGAGUACGUAUGAUUGAUGUAACGUAGCUUUGUGAAUGAUGUUGCUCAUUGCCUCAUUGUUGAACCCUGGGGGGAUAGUCAUUAGAGAUUGUGUUGUUUCUUAUUUUUCUUGAAGAUAAAAACUUAUCUGGUAUUACAAUAUUAUUUUGCAAACAUGCAACAGCAUAUUAUAAGGUAGAAAUGCUUGUCAUGUUUAAUUUCCCCCCUGCGCUCCGCUCCACUCCAUCCUGGCUGUAGAUUACAUUGUGAGAAACCGUCCUUUGCAUUUGCUUCAAGCUUAAUGCCUGUUCCUAUUCAUACCUUUUAGCAAGUCAUCUGGAUGGUUAAAAAACAUGUAACCCUUGCACAAGAAGUAAAACCAAGCUUAACUUCCAUGGCCUGGGUCGUGAAAUUGUAAUUAUGAGCUUUGUGAACAAUAAUACAUAAAAAAAAUGUUUAUGAUAAAAGUAACAAACCUUUAAAAUCACAGUCAUUUACCUCUGGCUUUAUUUCUAUUUUCCUGACAAUGUGGCUCUCGUUUUGAAGCAACAGACCAUCAUUCCUUGCAUUCAACAACAUAACAUUGAAAGAUAAUGUUGUGCUGGUUUAAAUCGCAACACUCCGAGAGAGUCCCCACAAUGCUGUACACUUUAGCUGACUGACAGCACUUGGUUUGGUAACUAACUAACUAACUAACUAACACCAAGGGGAGGACAGACCGGCGUAACCCUGGGUCACUCUCUUUCAGAGUCAUUUUCUAUGCUUCUGGUCUGUCUACCUGUCCCAGACAAGGCAGGGGAUUGUAUGUUUUUAGAAUGAGGCUAGGAGGAGGAGGAGGAUGAGGAGAGCUUUAUUUUUGCUCUCCCAAUCAGCUAAGGAAGAGGUCGUGAGGUGGUCGUUGUUUUUUAUUGAGUGAUGAUGUGGAAUUUCAAGCAAUCCAAGUGGUGAUUAUAUUUAUGUUAGUUUGACUUGAUCUUUUUUAUAGUUUUUAUGUCUUUUUUUUACUGUUGUAUCAACCCAGAGAAGGCAGGUCAAAACAACAUUGAGGUGUGAUGUGGUGGUAUGAACUGUUCCUGAAUAAACAUGAGUUGCAACUGA